This is a messenger RNA of Apiotrichum porosum, 663 nucleotides long. RefSeq lists its product as uncharacterized. Gene Ontology annotation, biological process: endoplasmic reticulum unfolded protein response. Gene Ontology annotation, molecular function: misfolded protein binding; ubiquitin-specific protease binding. Gene Ontology annotation, cellular component: Hrd1p ubiquitin ligase ERAD-L complex; endoplasmic reticulum membrane. The transcript is spliced from 8 exons. The record is from RefSeq and is a predicted model, not a curated record. The coding region runs from base 1 to 663 and encodes 220 amino acids. Lineage: Eukaryota; Fungi; Basidiomycota; Tremellomycetes; Trichosporonales; Trichosporonaceae.
AUGGCCGAACCCAUCGAGCAGUGGUUCACCUCCAUCCCCCCAGUAACACGCACUUGGGUGCUCGCAGCAGUAGGCACAAGCCUCCUAGUGGAAUGCCGCGUCCUCGUACCACUCCAGCUUUACUUUUCUUGGAAGUCGGCAGUCCUCAACUAUCAACCAUGGCGGUUCGUCACGACAUUUUGUUAUUUCGGUCAACUCAACCUCGAUCUAGCAUUACACCUCUUCUUCGUGAUGAGAUACUCGCGUCUCCUUGAAGAAAACUCGUUCUCUAACCGGCGCGCAGACUUUGUCUGGCUCCUUUUCCUUGUCUCCUCCUUCCUCCUCGUCUUGUCCCAUUUCAUCACCAUGCCCUUCCUCGCGUCGUCCUUGGCAUUUUCUCUCGUGUACAUCUGGUCAAGGCGUAACCCCGCAGUCAAAAUGAGCUUGUUUGGCGUCAUUGUCAUCUCGGCACCAUACCUCCCCCUCUGCCUGGUUGCCUUUUCAUGGCUGCUCCAAGGCGGGUUUGAGGCUGCCAUGGGCGACAUUGUCGGCAUCCUCGCUGGCCACACGUAUCUCUUCUUCCAAGACUACUGGCCGCGCGAGAUGUGGUCUGAUGGCGAGGGCGAGAUCAAGACACCUGCUAUUGUGAAGCGCAUCUUUGGCCAACGCGAGCGUCAGGCAUGA